AUGCAAAUGUUGAUUUCGUUUCUCGCAAUCUGCCUGUACGCGACCACUACCAUGGCCAUCUCAGCCGAGGACAAGACGCUGCUGCUGUUGCUACACAAUACGUACAGAGCGAAACUUCUGAACUGUGGGGUGUCCAAACAACCACCAGCUACCGUAAUGCCCAAAAUGGUAUGGAACGAUCAACUUUCAAAAAAAGCGCAACAGUUGAGUGAUAAAUGCAUAGCUGGUCACGACAAGAACGAGGAGAGGUUGGUGGCACCGUUCACUUGGGUCGGACAAAACUUUGCCAGUAAUCCAUCAGUGUCAAACGGAUUCUACGAUUGGGUUAACGAAAGUACGCUUUAUAACUAUUGGCAAAAUACGUGCAACGGUGUUUGUGGUCACUACACUCAGGUGAGUGAUGAAUGUUUGCAGGUGGACUAG
Echinostoma caproni is the source of this 423-nucleotide messenger RNA. The record is from the annotation of a GenBank genome assembly. Lineage: Eukaryota; Metazoa; Platyhelminthes; Trematoda; Plagiorchiida; Echinostomatidae.